Molecule: messenger RNA, 1936 nt
Organism: Aedes albopictus (Asian tiger mosquito)
Lineage: Eukaryota; Metazoa; Arthropoda; Insecta; Diptera; Culicidae
Product: replication protein A 70 kDa DNA-binding subunit-like
Exons: 3
Biological process (GO): nucleotide-excision repair; double-strand break repair via homologous recombination; DNA replication
Cellular component (GO): nucleus; DNA replication factor A complex
Molecular function (GO): single-stranded telomeric DNA binding; damaged DNA binding
Source: RefSeq, a predicted model, not a curated record
UUUCAGGAUGUCAUGCGAGGAAUCAAGUUGGUCAAGCCGGUGGUGCAGAUCCUCCGAUCUAGGUUGAUAUCCGGGGGUGGUGAACAGCCCGAACGCUACCGGCUGUGGAUUUCCGACGGCAAAUAUUCGGAAAGUUUGGCCAUGUUUACAACACACCUGUGUAAACGGCACAGCAAAAACGAUCUGGCCGAGUUCACCGUCGUUCGAAUGGAUCGGUACACUACGUCGGUGGUCGACGGCGGUAACGGGAAAGGAGUAAGGAAGGCAAUCAUUAUAUUUGAAUUCCGUGUGCUUAAACCGGGAGCUGCCGUGGAAGGGAAGAUAGGCAAUCCGCAAUUGCUGAAGGAUGUGCGUACUGACGGGGGUUCGGCAGUGGCAUCGUCUUCGGCUGUUACGUUUAGGACGGAAUCCGCUCGAAGUGUCAGUAAUGUCGCAGCGCAUCAGAACCAUUCGAUGGGAGGAUUGCACAGCCGCGUCUCAUUCGGUGGUGACAGAAUGUCCCUUAAAAACACAUCGCCCUAUCCGAUCAGCUCCCUCAGUCCGUAUCAAAACAAGUGGGUUGUCCGAGCCCGAGUCAUGUCCAAAUCGAGCGUCCGAACCUGGAGCAAUGCCAAGGGCGAGGGAAGGCUGUUCUGGAUGGAUGUCAUGGACGAAUCGGGGGGGAUUCGGGUCACUGCAUUUAACGAGCAAUGCGAUAGGUACUACGAUAUGAUCGAGGUGGAUAAAGUGUACUAUAUCAGCAAGUGCAACGUGAAGCAGGCGAAUAAGCAGUACUCCUCGUUCAAGAACGACUACGAAGUGACCAUGACUAACGACACGAUCAUCCAAGAGUGCAAGGACGCUGGUUCGUUCAAACCCUCGCUGCAGUACAAUUUCGUACCAAUUUAUCAGAUUGGGACCAUGGAGGCGAAUGCGAUAAUCGAUGUCAUUGGAGUUUGCAAGGAAGCUGGAGAUGUGAUACAGUUCACGGCCCGGUCCACUGGUCGGGAGCUUAAGAAGCGUGAGGUGAUCCUGGUGGACAAGAGCAAUGUAGCCGUUCCGUUGAUUCUGUGGGGUGUCGAUGCCCAGAACUUCAACGCCUCAAGCAACCCAGUCCUGGUUAUCAAGGGAGUUCGAGUGUACGAGUUUGGAGGGAGUAAAAAGCUCGGACUAAUAGCCAGCAGUGUCAUGAAUAUCGAUCCAGACAUCGAAGAAGCGCACAGGAUGCGCGGCUGGUAUCUGAGCGGUGGAUGCGACAUUGUUAUUGACAGCGUUUCCACCAGGACCGCUAUCGGAGCUGGCUUCUCUGCCGAGUGGUUAACGUUCCACGAUGCCAAGGAGAUGAAAUUGGGCACCGGCGAUAAGGCGGAUUUCUUUCAUGUUAGGGCUGUCGUUCGAAACAUCAAGUCGGCCAAUGCGGUCUACAAAGCGUGCCCACAGCCGAAUUGUAACAAAAAGGUCAUCGAUCAGGGCAAUGGGCAGUAUCGGUGCGAAAAGUGCAACGCGAGCUUCCCUGACUUCAAGUAUCGGCUACUGGUUAAUAUGCUCGUAUGCGAUUGGACCUCUAACCGAUGGGUCACCGUGUUCACGGAUCUGGCCGAACAGAUGCUGGGCACAUCCUCGCAGGAUAUCGGCAACGCGCUGGAGUCGAACGCACGCGAGGCCGAGAGGAUUUUCUCCGCCAUCCAUUUUAAAAGCUACGUUUUCAAGCUACGCACCAAGGUAGAUAACUAUGCGGGCGCACCGCGGAGCAAGACCAUUGCCGUGGCGGCGGUCGACAAACUCAACCACAAGGAGUACAACGCUUAUCUCAUCCAGAACAUCCAGAAGCUGACCGGUGUCGGCAAGCAGUAGGGAGGCAAAUCCAUUGAAGGAAAAAUCGAGCCACCCAUUUACGAACUUUGUACCUGUUUCUGAACUUGUUUUUAUUCUUUUUGUUUACCAUUCGUGUAUAAGA